Gallus gallus (chicken) is the source of this 5428-nucleotide messenger RNA. RefSeq names its product vav guanine nucleotide exchange factor 2 (gene VAV2). Gene Ontology annotation, cellular component: cytoplasm. Gene Ontology annotation, biological process: cell migration; regulation of GTPase activity; intracellular signal transduction. The coding region runs from base 364 to 2913 and encodes 849 amino acids. Gene Ontology annotation, molecular function: protein binding; guanyl-nucleotide exchange factor activity. The transcript has 29 exons. Lineage: Eukaryota; Metazoa; Chordata; Aves; Galliformes; Phasianidae. The record is from RefSeq and is a predicted model, not a curated record.
AGUCCGAGCCGUGCUGCGUGCAGGUGGGGCCCCGCAACUUUCCUGGGGCAGUGCCUGCGGGGGGGACGCAACUUACGCGGCGGCGGCUCCUUUGUCCGCGGGGCGAUGCGGCGUGGCUGAGCGAGGCAGUGGGGCCGCACAGGGGCAGCCCUCCGCCGGAAAACUCCGCGCCGUCCCCCGCCUCCUCUUCCUCCUCCUUCCUCCUCCUCCUCCGCGGAGGAGCGAUGCGAUGCUUCCCCAGGCGGCGGGCGGCGAUGGAGCGGAGCCGUAGCACGGUGGCUCGGAGCGGAGCGGCCCCUCGCUGAGCAGCGAGGAGGAGGAGGAGGAAGGAGGAAGGCCGAGAGCGCGAGCGGGGCCGCGGCCAUGGAGGAGUGGAGGCAGUGCGGGCGGUGGUUGAUCGACUGCAAAGUUUUGCCCCCCAACCACCGCGUGGUUUGGCCCUCGGCGGUGGUCUUCGACCUGGCGCAGGCGCUGCGGGACGGGGUGCUGCUGUGCCAACUGCUGCACAACCUCUCCCCCGGCUCCAUCGACCUCAAGGACAUCAACUUCAGGCCGCAGAUGUCCCAGUUCCUCUGCUUGAAGAACAUCCGAACCUUCCUCAAAGUGUGUCACGACAAGUUUGGGUUAAGAAACAGCGACCUGUUCGACCCCUUCGACCUGUUUGAUGUGCGGGACUUCGGCAAGGUGAUCUCUGCAGUAUCCAGGCUCUCCUUCCACAGUAUUGCUCAAACCAAAGGAAUUAGGCCAUUCCCUUCAGAGGAGACCACAGAGAAUGAUGACGAUGUGUACCGGAGCCUGGAGGAGUUGGCUGAUGAGCACGAUCUGGGGGAGGAUAUUUAUGACUGCGUCCCCUGUGAAGAUGAAGGCGAUGAUAUCUACGAAGAUAUCAUCCGGGUGGAAGUUCAGCAGCCCAUGAUUAGAUACAUGCAGAAAAUGGGCAUGACAGAAGAUGACAAAAGGAAUUGCUGUUUGCUAGAAAUCCAGGAGACGGAGGCCAAAUACUACAAAACACUUGAAGAUAUAGAGAAGAACUAUAUGAACCCCCUGAAGCUGGUACUGACCCCACAAGACAUGGAAGCGAUCUUCAUCAAUUUGGAGGACCUAAUUAAAGUGCAUUUCAAUUUCCUGCGAGCCAUCGAUGUCUCUAUGAUGUCUGGAGGAAGCAGCCUGGCUAAAGUAUUUCUGGAAUUCAAAGAGAGGCUGCUGAUUUACGGCAAGUACUGCAGCCACAUGGAGUACGCCCAGAACACACUCAACCACCUCAUCGCCAACCGGGACGACGUGCGGCAGAAGGUGGAGGAAUGCACGCUGAAGGUUCAGGAUGGGAAAUUUAAGCUGCAGGAUCUGCUGGUGGUUCCCAUGCAGAGAGUUCUGAAAUACCACCUCCUGUUAAAAGAGCUGCUCAGCCACUCGUCAGACCGGCCCGAGAAGCAACAGCUGAAGGAGGCUCUGGAAGCAAUGCAGGACUUGGCCAUGUACAUAAACGAGGUAAAGAGAGACAAAGAGACGUUGAAAAAGAUCAGCGAAUUUCAGAGCUCUAUAGAAAAUCUGCAAGUGAAGCUGGAGGAGUUUGGGAGGCCGAAGAUAGACGGUGAGCUGAAGGUCCGCUCCAUCGUGAACCACACCAAGCAGGACAGGUAUUUAUUUUUAUUUGAUAAAGUGGUGAUCGUCUGCAAAAGGAAAGGAUACAAUUAUGAGCUGAAAGAAAUAAUCGAGCUGCUCUUCCACAAGAUGACCGAUGACCCUAUGAACAACAAGGACAUUAAGAAGUCUCAUGGAAAAAUGUGGUCGUACGGCUUCUACCUGAUCCACCUGCAGGGAAAGCAGGGCUUCCAGUUCUUCUGCAAGACAGAGGAGAUGAAGAGGAAGUGGAUGGAGCAGUUUGAAAUGGCAAUGUCCAACAUAAAGCCAGAGAAAGCCAAUGCAAACCACCACAGCUUCCAGAUGUACACGUUUGAAAAGACCACCAACUGCAAAGCAUGCAAGAUGUUCCUAAGAGGAACGUUCUACCAGGGCUAUCUCUGCCCAAAAUGUGGAGCUGGUGCUCACAAAGAGUGCCUGGAAAUCAUUCCUCCCUGCAAGAUGGGUUCUUCAGCAGACCAGGACUUGCUGAGUGCCGGACCUGGUCCUAAAAUGGUGGCAGUGCAGAACUACCACGGGAACCCUGCGCCGCCUGGCAAGCCGGUGCUGACGUUCCAAAUCGGAGACGUGAUUGAGCUGCUGAGGGGAGACCCCGACUCGCCAUGGUGGGAGGGGCGGCUGCUGCAGACCAAGAAGUCGGGUUAUUUCCCCAGCUCGUCUGUAAAGCCCUGUCCCGUGGAUGCCAGGCCUCCCAACAGUCGUCCACCGUCGCGGGAGAUCGACUAUACGGUGUACCCAUGGUUUGCAGGGAACAUGGAGCGGCAGCAGACGGACAACCUGCUGAAGGCCCACGUCAGCGGCACCUACCUGAUCCGCGAGCGGCCGGCCGAGGCUGAGCGCUUUGCCAUCAGCAUCAAGUUCAACGAAGAAGUGAAGCACAUCAAGGUGGUGGAGAAGGACAACUGGAUCCACAUCACAGAAGCCAAGAAGUUUGAAAGCUUGUUGGAGUUGGUGGAGUACUACCAGAACCAUUCGCUGAAGGAGAGCUUCAAGCAGCUGGACACGACGCUCAAGUACCCAUACAAGUCACGGGAACGCUCUACCUCCAGGACCUUCACCCGCUCUCCAGUGUUCACCCCACGGGUCAUAGGGACAGCAGUGGCACGCUACAACUUUGCAGCGCGGGACAUGCGGGAGCUGUCGCUGCGGGAGGGCGACGUGGUGAAGAUCUACAGCAGGAUUGGCGGUGACCAGGGCUGGUGGAAGGGGGAAACCAACGGGAGGGUCGGCUGGUUUCCCUCGACGUACGUGGAAGAAGAGGGGGUGCAAUGAUGCUGGGGAUGCCCAAUGGAAAGUCGUCGAGUGCCCGGAGCGAUCCGCUGCAGACCACACGCUGCUGCCCCAGCAGCCCGGCCCCACGCCCGCCAGCACUGCCGGGAGCACCACCGCUCUCCCCAGACUCUUUAGUAAAUCCAUUCCUCUGUACAGCGUUGUGUGUGUGCGUCGGGGUGCCUCCAGCCCCGGCCCUGUUCCGUCUGUAGAAGAUUCGUGGUCUGUCGGAUGACGUUUGUGUGGCGGCUGCUCCUGGGAGAGCCGCGCCCCCCUGAAUGGACAGAGCGGAGGGACUCUGCGUGGUGCCCCCCAGGGGGGUGUCCGGACCUUAUUAUUCCUAGAAGUGUUUUAAAAUGGUGAGGUUGAAAGCCUGGGCUGUGCCUGGGGGUGCAGAGGUGAGCGUGCAGGGCUCGGGAGAGGGACCAUGGCUGCAUCAUGUCGGUAUGCACCUUGGGACCAGGAAUGGAGCUGCUCAUCCCUGAAGGAUGACAGCUGUGAGCUGGGGAGCACAGCUGGACCACAGACAUGGGAGGGAAAGAAGUCCCGUGGGCAUCCCGAGCCCCUUUCCUCACUUCCAACCCCCAGCCCCACUGCCGUGCUGGGGAUGCAUGGGGCAGCCCAGGACACUGGGUGAGCUGCUGGCGUUGCAGGGCUGGAGGUGUGCCUUGCCACGCGUGGGUUUUGGGGGUCAUAGGGCACCAGGUCCCUGCAGAGGAGCGGAUGGGAGAAUGGAUUGAGCACCUCGGCGAUGUCCAUUCUUCUGCAGCCAUACGUGUCCCGCCUCACUGAGCUCAGUGGGGCGAACCCACAUGAGUAAGGGCUAUGGUAUGAAGUCCCGAUUUAUCUCAAUACAUUGUGAAAGCAUCUCUUCUUCUCCAGCUGUGUGCACUUUUGGGGGCCGUGGGCAUUGCCCCCUCUUCUUCCCACAGGCUGUUACCGCUGCUGCUGUCAAGGAAAGGUCCGUCUGUCUGCAUUGCCACUUUGUCCUGAGUUCCAUCCAUCCCACUCUGUUCUUCCCACACUGCAGCCUGUAAUGCAUAGGCAGAGCUGCUGCUUGGAGGGCUGGGCUGGCAUCUUCUGCUGGGCACUGCCUUUGCCACCCAGCUCCAGAAUUUCCUUCCUAAGUGCUGUUCUGAACAAAUACAUGUGUGUGAGUCUGUGUGUGUUUGUAGGACCGACUUUCCUAUCUCUGAGCCUCGAGAAAUGCCCUCCUGUCUCUGUGCAUAAGUGGCAUUUGGAGCUGCUGCUGUGCCCAAAGCUGUCCCUGGCACUGCAGGUGGGCACGGUGCAAGCGCAGCCCUGCGAGACGCCGGCACUGUGCGGUGCUGCAUCCCAGCCUUGCUGCCAGCGGAGCUUGAGAGAUUACAUGGAAGAGCCUGGGGCUCCCAUUGGAAAGGGCGGUGUGUUCACUUGAAAACUUGGCUGUUUUGCUCGAUCAGAAGCCCAGGGCCGGGUCAGUGUGCUGCCCAGGGCUCCGGAUAGGGCUGGGAAUGUGUUGGGUUCCUUGGGCUCACCAUGGCAGUGCCCAGCAGGGUGAGGGGGCACGGUGCAGGGCUCGGAGCUUUAGCAAGGUACUGUUUGGUGCUAACCUCUUCCAGGCCAGCUACUGGUGCUCAGCACGGGAUGUGUCCAAGGGGCCCUGUUUGCUAAAGGAGCUGAAUGGUUCAUGUUCUGCAAGGGCAAAAAUUGGGGUGCAGCAAACAAGGGGAAGGCAGCACCCUGCUGCAGCGUGAAGGGCUGUGCUUGGAUUUCCCAAUUCCGGUGUACCCGAGGGCACAUCUAAGGGUGGGUGAGACACACACAGACAAGAGAACAACUGAUGGCCGAAGGUCUGCCUCAGAUGCUUUUAAAGCCCUAUGCAAACCCCCCCAUCUGGGAUGGAUUCCCUGCGCCUGCAGUGGGCGCAUCCCCCUCAGAAGGGCGCAGUGCUCCCCCUGCAGAAGGUGUGUGUGUGGCAUCUACACAGCCCCCCCAGCUCCAACCCCCCCAGUAAGGUCUCCCUCUCGUGUUUACUGUUGUAAGAAACUUGUUUAAAAAAAAGGAAAAGAUGGUUUCCGUUUGUAAGUAAUUCUUCAGCCAUUUGCCACGCUAUAUAUCUGUGAAUAAGAAGGGAAAUGUGUUUGGUUUUGUUUUUUUUUUUAAUGAUGGUGAGAAAAUUGUAUAUAUAUUUUAGUUCGUCAUGGACCGCUCAGAAUUGCAAUGGGAUACGUUGGAAAAUAAUAUGUAAAUUCCUUGGGUUUUUCCUUUGCACUGCACUAACGGGGGUAGAACGGGCUCGGGUGGAGGGCUCCAAAGGUAAAACUGUUUGUUUAUGGGAUAGGUUCUAGCUGGCAAUUUGGAAAUCAUUCGGAGUAGCUUGUAAUGCUGGAAUAGAAUCUUUAGCUGCUACUUAGAAACCCUUUUGCAUGUGGUUCUUCCAGACCUUUUUAAGUUACAAUACAUCCAAGUAAAUCCCACGAUGAAAAAAAAAAAAAAAGAAAAAACCCAACAAAAAUAAAGUGUAAUUUUGCUGAUA